Molecule: messenger RNA, 2077 nt
Organism: Diachasma alloeum
Lineage: Eukaryota; Metazoa; Arthropoda; Insecta; Hymenoptera; Braconidae
Gene: LysRS
Product: lysine--tRNA ligase
Exons: 6
Coding region: 166-2001 (611 amino acids)
Biological process (GO): lysyl-tRNA aminoacylation
Cellular component (GO): cytoplasm; mitochondrion; aminoacyl-tRNA synthetase multienzyme complex
Molecular function (GO): tRNA binding; lysine-tRNA ligase activity; ATP binding
Source: RefSeq, a predicted model, not a curated record
CGUCACUUCAUUUUUCAACUCGGCAGGUCCUUUCCACAAAAUAAUAUAUCAGCAUGGCAGAAUCGGCGGGUGAAAAACUGUCCAAAAAAGUUCUUUAGAUUCGAUUGAAAUCAAAAUCCAUGGAUUUUUUCGAGGGAAAGGGCAACAAUUGAUUUGACUUUAACAAUGUUACGACGGAUAACCAAACAUCUGGCUUGCACCCUGGCACCGGCAUUUCCGGACUCGUGUGCGAGCACUGAAUGUCUAAAAUUGCGUCAUAUCUCGGUGGGUGGACCUGCAUUCAAUGAGCUGAAACGAAAGCUCAAAGCCGAGCAGAAGCUCAAGGAGAAGGCGGAGAAGGAGGCAAAAGUCGCUGCUGAGAAGAGUGAUGCCAAAAGUAACGAUAAGAAGGAUGGACUGAAUAAUGUUGACAUCAGUCCGAACGAAUACUUUAAACUCCGUUCCCACGAGAUAAAUCAGCUGAAGGAGUCCAAUGAUAGUCCCUAUCCCCACAAAUUCCACGUAUCCUCAUCCCUGGAGGAUUUUAUCGAGAAGUUCUCGGACAAGGUAAAAGAGGGAGAAAUCCUGCAGAAUGAGGUCCUCAGUAUUGCUGGGCGGAUCCACUCGAUCCGAAGAGCAGGUGCUAAACUCAUCUUCUACGACCUCAGGGGGGAGGGCCUGAAGGUGCAGAUAAUGGCAAAUGCCAAGUAUUACGAGAACGAAGAGAGUUUUCUCUCUGACAACGAGAAAAUCGGUCGUGGGGACAUUGUGGGGGUGCUUGGUGUUCCCACAAAGACAAAACUGGGGGAGUUCUCCAUUCUCCCUCGUAAGAUCACGCUGUUGAGUCCUUGCCUGCAUCAACUGCCACACCUGCACUUUGGGCUCAAGGACAAGGAGACGAGAUUCCGUCAGAGAUACCUAGAUCUGAUCCUGAAUAAUUCAGUCAGGCAGAAGUUCCACGUGAGGGCAAAAAUCAUCGCUUAUGUGAGGAAAUUCCUGGAUGACAUGGGAUUCCUGGAGGUUGAGACUCCCAUGAUGAAUAUGAUAGCUGGUGGAGCCACUGCCAAGCCCUUUGUCACUCAUCACAACGAUUUGAAUAUGGAUCUGUUCAUGAGAAUUGCCCCGGAGUUGUAUCUGAAGAUGUUAAUAGUCGGAGGUAUCGACCGAGUAUACGAAAUCGGCCGUCAAUUCAGAAACGAGGGAAUAGACAUGACUCACAAUCCGGAAUUUACAACCUGUGAAUUUUACAUGGCAUACGCUGAUUAUAAUGACCUCAUGAAAAUAACCGAGGACAUGGUGUCAGGAAUGGUGAAGAGUAUUCACGGUGGUUACAAGGUUCAGUACCACCCGGACGGUCCAGAGGGUGAGGCAGUUGAGAUUGACUUCACGCCUCCAUUCAGACGAGUCUCGAUGAUAAAAACCCUCGAGGAGAAGUUGAAGGUCAAGUUCCCAGAGGCUGACAAACUCAACACAAAAGAGGCGAAUCAAUUCCUGAGUGAUUUGUGUAUCAAGCACGGGGUGGAGUGCCCUGCACCCAGGACAACAGCCAGAUUACUGGACAAACUCGUUGGAGACUUCAUCGAGGAGACCUGCAUCAAUCCUACCUUCAUCGUGGACCACCCGCAGAUCAUGUCGCCACUUGCCAAGUGGCACAGAUCGGAGAAGGGCCUCACUGAGAGGUUCGAGCUGUUCGUCAUGAAGAAGGAGGUCUGCAAUGCUUAUACUGAGUUGAAUGAUCCUGUGGUGCAACGAGACAGAUUCGAGCAACAAGCUAAAGACAAAGCGGCAGGUGACGACGAGGCUCAAUUAGUCGACGAAAACUUCUGUACAGCUCUCGAAUAUGGUCUUCCGCCCACUGCUGGCUGGGGACUAGGAGUUGAUAGACUCACAAUGUUCCUCACGGACUCCAACAAUAUCAAGGAAGUAUUAUUCUUCCCAGCUAUGAAGCCAGACGAUUCACAUAAGAACAAGGAGACUAACGAGGAAGAGAAGAAUUCUGAUACCAUCACACCUGAGAAAUGAGAAGAAUUAUUUAUGAAAGAAUGUGUUUCCAUCUUUCAAUAAACUUUUGUGAGACUGGACCAUCUCUAUUCACAGA